CUAAAAAAUCGCUCUGCUCAAUCACCGAAACCCGCACCUCGUCUUCUCUGACUCUCACAAUCUCACAGACCGCGCCCCAUCAAUCACUUACUCCAACCAAUUCUUUCAAUCUCGCACAAUUUACGCGCCAAAAUAACCUCUUUAACGUUUUAAUUUUUUUAAAUUCUCCAAAACACCUUCUCCUUCUACCUUCCAUCUCCUCCCUCUCUCUCUCUAGGGUUCCUCUCGCGCUCUCUGUUGACUCUCACCAUUGUGUGUAUCCUAAACGACGCCGUCUAUAUGCGCUUCUUGUGAUGGAUUUACCACCGGUUGAGGGUGAGGUUGAAGUUGAAGUUGAAGCUUCGGCCCCCACGAACAACGAUUCGGAUGGUGUGGAGCAAAUUACGGGGCGGAAGAGGGGGGUUGAGAUUGGAGAGGAUGGGAAUUCGGGGAAGAGGAAUAGAUUUGAGGGUGGAGAUGAUAUGCGGAGGGUUGCGGAGAUUGUGAUGGUGUUGUCGGCGAUGGGGACAAUGAGAGGUGGGAGGAAACCGACGGAUGUGGAGGUUGAGUUGAUGGCGGAGGCUAGGGAGAAGCUGGUGCAGAUGUGUGAGGAGGUGGCGCCGAGGGAUAUUGUGGCUAUGGAUGCAAUUGGAGCUGUUAUUGAGGAUUUGGGGCUUAAUGCGAAGCUUAAAGAUCAGAGGCUAGGGUUUCGUGGCACCAAGCUAUCGAUUGCUGAGAAAUUUUUGCUUUCAAAAAAGAAGAUGGAAGAAUCCAAGAAAUUCGCUGCACCUUCUGCAUCAUAUGCGCCUCAUCCACCACAAGCAAGCUUUGGUGCACUUGCUGAAAACCGUGGGACACCAUCCACGGUUCGCAUGUUUGCAUCAGAUAAAUCAAGUCCUGCACCAGUAUCUUCUGGAGGCUUCCCAGCUUCACCGCUUGGUCGUGUUUCUGCAAAUAUUUCUACAUCUCAACCGUAUCAAUUGCACACAGGUGAAAUGAGAGCAUCUGUGGUUUCCAUUGGGCAGCCAAGUAGCCAUUUGGUGCCUAAAGUUGAAAGACCACAGAUGGAUGGAGGAUCAAAGGGGCCUGCUUAUGCAUCUCAAAUGCAAGCAAAUUCAACUGCCAAUCAACCACUGGUGAAUGCUCCAACUUGGUCUAUACAAACGUCUUCCGCUCCACCUAAUAACUUUGGAGCAGAAAACAAGGAUUUGAAUCAUAAUGCUGUUAAGGUUGAGGGAACUGCUGAUUCAAGUAUGGCAAGGAUCGCUCAUCAGGCUGCAAGUAAUCAUGCCUUUAGAUCAUUUGCCACUCAAACUGCAGGAAAUUUUCAGAGCAUGCAUCCAAUGCAAGGCAUGAACAUUGUUCAACCUCUUUCUUUUGGCAAUAAUCAUGGUGAAAUUGCUAAAAUCAUUCAGAAUUUAUUGCAACCGCAGCUUCCUGAGCAUCCCACGUGGACUCCUCCUUCAAGGGAAUACAUGAAUAAGGCUUUGACUUGCCAAAUGUGCAAACAAACCAUUAAUGAUGUUGAUAGUGUACUUCUCUGUGAUGCUUGCGAGAGGGGAUUUCACUUAACAUGCCUUGAAGCUAAUAAUCAGAAAGGAAUCCCCAGAGCUGAGUGGCAUUGCACGAAGUGCCUGAUGUUAAGCAACGGCAAGCCAUUGCCUCCUAAGUAUGGCCGCGUCAUGAGAAGCGUAAGCACACUGAAAGUGCCGUCUAAUGAUUCAGAAAGUCAAACUUCUUCAGAAAAGAAAGUGGAAGCCUUAGACCCAAAGUUUAGUCAGCAGAGGAUGAUGGUGACAGGAAGCUCUGUUGUGCAAAGUCCUGGAUCUGGUGCAGCGGGCAGCAAUGGUGUCGACUCAGUGCCUGAUUCAAAAGUUCAAGUUCCAAGGGAAAUGCCAGUGACUAAUAUCUCUUCAACUGUAAUAGAUGUUGAGCACAGAACACUUUCUGAAACUUGCCUAAAUAAUUCAAUGAAAUCUUUGGAGACUAUUCCUGCUUCUCUUGUGGGAGCAUCAAGUGAAAGAUCUGAAUCAUCAGCACUUGAAGAGAGUUUGGCAUCUGAAACAAAAAAAGUUCUACCUUCUCCUAUUACAUCUGAUAUAGUUAAUAGCAACUCUGACAACCAUCGACCUUCACACAACCCACAAGUUGUUGGCCAAACAGGUGUGCCGAGCAAUGGUCUUUUGAAGACCAAUCCAGACAACAAACCUGCGGUUGAAAAUUUGAAUGACAUAAGAGGGCAUGGUGAAUGUACUACAAGCUUUCAUACCAUGCAAGGGGGGCAAGACAUUGCUCACGAAACUCUUGUUAGAAGUUCUGAACCUGGUACAAUGCCUGGAAAGCCUUCUGUGCUGUCUUCUGAUGGCUUACACAACGUGGAAUGGAUUGGUAGCAUACUUCAAGUUUUGGAUGGGAAAACCUAUUACCAGUCCUGUUGCAUUGAUAGAGUGAAAUAUGAAGUGCAAGAUCAUGCACUUUUCCGUUCUAGCCAUGAAAAAUUGAUACCUUCUAAGCUUCAGGCCAUGUGGGAAGAUUCUAAAACUGGUUCAAAGUGGGUUACUGUAAACAGGUGCUAUCUUCCUAAUGACUUGCCCGAGUCUGUUGGCCGUCCCUGUCCCCCUGAAAGCAAUGAGGUCUAUGCUUCUAAUCAUGAUAGCAGUGUGAUGGCUGGUUUGAUUCAAGGCCCGUGUGAAGUUCUUCUGCCUGCCAAGUUUAAGGAAGAGAGUGAAAGAUGGAAUCAGUUGGGAAUUGAGGCAAAUAGUGGAUCUCUGCCAGUUUUUCUGUGCAAAUGGUUUUAUGAUGAAUUCAAAGGGAAUUUCAAAUCUGUUUCCAGUUAAGAGGCCAUGUACAUUUUUAGGACAUGAGCGGCCAUCUCAAUAUUUUGCAACUCAGCGGUGAUUCUUUCAUCAGGAAAGGACCCUGCUGAGAAUUGAUAUUAGUUUCAAAACUCAAAUCCUGUAAAGUAUGUACUAUGUAGUUGUAGCCCCCUAGUUUAGAUUUGGCAGAGGAUUAGCAAUUAUUUUGUACCUGUUUGGCGCUCUAAAGUUUCAUCAUUUCCUUGUAAAGCACAGAAUACUAAUGCAGUAAUGCUCAGUUGUCUGAAUUAUUUUGAAUGCAACUCCUUCAAUUUGCAAAUCAUUGAAUAACA
Tripterygium wilfordii is the source of this 3127-nucleotide messenger RNA. RefSeq lists its product as uncharacterized. NCBI's taxonomy places the organism in Eukaryota, Viridiplantae, Streptophyta, Magnoliopsida, Celastrales, Celastraceae. The record is from RefSeq and is a predicted model, not a curated record. The transcript is spliced from 7 exons. Gene Ontology annotation, molecular function: chromatin binding. Bases 294 to 2816 code for a protein of 840 amino acids.